AACACAAACGCCACAGAGGAAGAGCGCACUCCUGUCUCCGCAUCUGCAUCGUCCCGUGUCCUCCUCCGGUGUCUCCGCUCUGUCCCGGUGUCCUCCCCCGGGGCCCGGCAUCCUCCCGCCGCCUCCCGCCGCCUCCUCCGUGUAAACCCGGAGCUGUCGCCUCCUCUCCCCGGCUCUUCCUCCUCUGCUCCCCGGGCCUCGGCGCCUCCUCCCCGGCUCUUCCUCCUCUGGUCCCCGGGCCUCGGUGCUCCUCUCCCCGGCUCUUCUCGCGGUCCUCCCCGGGCCUUGGCGCCUCCUCCGCGGCCAUGGUGCAGGAGAUGGAGUCUCAGUGUGAAUACCUCAUGUACUUCCCCGCGGUGCCGCUCAGUGAGCUCAGUGACCCGGCCCGGUACCGGAGCCUCCCCCGCCGCAGUCACCUGUACCUGGGAGAGACCGUGCGCUUUCUGCUAGUGCUGCGCUGCAGAGACUCACGUCUGUCGGAGUCCACAGAGUCUGGGUCGUGGCGGGAUUUGGCGUCCUCGCUCUGCGCCGUGGCGAGCGUCUCCCCCGGCGACAGCUCCCGUCACCGUGGUAACCACCAUCACCACGGCGACGAGCAGGACGACUACAUGGCGGCGGCGGAGGCGGCCAUCGCGGCGCUGGGCAGUCGGGUCGACUCGAGGUGCCGAAGCUUCAGAGACUGUAAACCCCUGAUCAUCCACACGUCCAGAGGCCACAGGAGGGCCAACAUACAGUCUCCUCUGGAUGAACCUGUAGUUCUCUCUGAUGAGGUCAUCUUUCCUCUCACCGUGUCUCUGGACAAGCUCCCGGUCAGCACGCUCAAAGUCAAGGUGAUGGUGACAGUGUGGAAGAGGGAGCAGGACAAAGCGGAGGUUCAGGAGCUUGGUUAUCUGUCUGUUCUCCAGCAGAGGGCGCCGGUUCACACGUUCAGACAUGACCUCAACACCUUCAAGGCUCAAGUGAGUACGACUCUGAGCGUGCUCCCUCCUCCCACCGUGCGCUGCAAACAGAUGACUGUGUCCGGGCGCCACCUGGCUGUGCUCAAAGUCUUAAACGAGUGCUCUCAGGAGGAGCUGAGUAUUCGUGACGUGAGGAUUCUUCCGAACCUGAACGCGUCGUAUUUGCCCGUGAUGCCCGACGGCUCUGUGCUGCUCGUCGAUAACGUCUGUCACCAGUCGGGUGAGGUGGGCAUGGGCUCCUUCUCGCGCGUGGACACUCCCUCGGGCAGAUUACCCAGCAUGCUCAGCGCUCUGGAGGAGCACGACUUCCUGUUCCAGCUGCACCUCAAUGACACCAACCAGGAGGAGUCCACAGAGGGUCUGGAGGUUCCUCUUGUUGCCGUGGUUCAGUGGUCGACUCCCAAAAUGCCGUUCACCAACUGCAUCUACACCCACUACAGGUUGCCGAGCAUUCGUCUGGACCAGCCUCGUUUCGUGAUGACCGCGUCCUGUCCGCGCACCGUCAGGGUCAAAGAGCACUUCCGGGUCAGAUACGUCCUGCUCAACAACCUGCAGGACUUUCUCGCCGUCCGGCUGGUGUGGACGCCCGAGGCUCGUGGCUCUGAUGACCCGUCACUCUCCUCCGUCGUAUGUCUCUCCCCGCUCUCUAACCUCGGCCACUGCAGAAAAGGAAGUACUCUCUCCUUCAGCGUGGGCUUCCAGAUCCUGCGCCCGGGCCUGUACGAGUUGAGCCAACACAUGAAGUUAAAGCUGCAGUUCACCGCCUCAGUGUCCAACCCUCCUCCAGACGCCAGACCGCUCUCUCGUAAGAACAGUCCCUCGUCUCCGGCCGUCAGAGAUCUGUUGGAUCGACAUCAGGCCAGUUUAGGACGCUCCCAAUCCUUCUCCCACCAGCAGCCGUCCAGAUCACAUAUAAUGAGGACGGGCAGCGCCAUGGAGCGACGUGCCAUCACCCCGCCCGUGGGCUCCCCCGUCGGCCGCUCCCUCUAUCUGCCCCCGCCCGAACGCACCGUGCUCUCCCUGGACAAGAUAGCCAAGAGGGAGUGUAAGGUGCUGGUGCUGGACGCGGCCGCUUAGAGGAGGAGAGGAGACGAGGAGAAGAGGAGACAAGGAGGGAAGAGAGGAAAGGAGACCAGGAGAGGCAGAGACGAGCAGCUAAUGAGCCAAGACGGAGUGUAAGGUGCUGGUGCUGGUGCUGGUGCUGGACGCGGCCGCCUAGAGGAGGAGAGGAGACGAGGAGGAGGAGACAAGGAGGGAAGAGAGGAGAGGAGACGAGGAGAGAGGAGUAGACAAGGAACUACUGAGCCAAGACGGAGUGUAAGGUGCUGGUGCUGGACACAGCCACUUAGAGGAGGAGAGGAGACAAGGAGGAAGAGUGGAGGAGACAAGGAACCAAGAUGGAGAAGAGGAGAGAGGAGACGAGGAGAGGAGAUGAGAAAUAGAGGAGAGGAGGAGAUGAGGAACUAAUGAGCCAAGAGGGAGUGUAAGCUGCUGGUGCUGGAUGUGGCCUCUUAGAGGAGGAGCGAGGAGGAGAGGAAACGAAGAGAGAAAACGAGGAGAGAAGACGAGGAGAGGAAACGAAGACAGGAGAGAAGACAAGGAGAGAAAACGACAAGAGCAAACGAGGAAAGGACACAAAGAGAGUAAACGAGGAGCCUAUACCCCCCCUCUAAACACAGCCUGCACCCUGCUCUCCCUAGACAAGAUCAUGAAGAGGGAGAGCAAGGUGCUGGACGCGGCCUCUUAGAGAAGAGAAGACGAGAAAACAAGGAGACAGGAGAGGAGGAGAGGAGAUAAGAGAUACUGUAAGAUGCUGGACGCGGCCGCACGAGGAGAGGAGACAUUGUGAGUGGUCUUGACCCUGUGUCGAUGCGGCGUCUGGUUUGGUUCAUUUUGGCCAGAAACUCCACGUAAAACGAAAAAAAACAAAAAACAUAAACAGUUUUGAAUGUAAAUGUCCCAAAUUGGCCGCGCUUCUUUUACUACUGCUUCUUCCUGCUGUUACGACCUAAACCGAAACCUGAAUCAAACCCACAACCCUCUGGUUCUGAGGCGCGUGGAGGAGCCUGAGCCAAACGUAUCAAACCGGCUUAAACUUGAAUAUUUAACGUGUUUAAUGUAUUUAUGAUGUUUAAAUGUGUGAACUACUGACGCGCCGCAGUGAAGGGGCAGGAAAUGUCCAAAUAAGGGCACACAGGGUCACGUAUUUUUUUGAGUUAUUUUUAUUUAUUUAUUUAAUUUUAAUUUAAGCUGAAAAGUCUUGCUCAGAGUCUAAACCAUUUCCUGGUCACAGCACGGUCUCACUUGUUUUUAGUCGAAAUUUCAGUGGUUUAAAAAUUGCAAUUUGUUUGAUUUUUAUUUAUUUUUAUUUUUUUUCCAGAAUUAUUAAGUUUUAGUUUUUAGUGUAACAUACAAACUUCACUCUGGGAAACGAACUUGAAAACGUCUGUAUCAUCAACCAACGAGGAACAAAAUAUAUGCUGACUGUAGGUGGCGCCGUAAGUUUUUAAUCAUAGGAAAUGUUUCGAAAAGAGAGAAAUCAUUGAACUAUUCAGAGCUUUUAAAAAUGCUGUAGUUGUUUCCUUCUCAUUGAACCUCUGAAGUUGUAUUUAGACGUGAAUCCGUGUGUC
Boleophthalmus pectinirostris (great blue-spotted mudskipper) is the source of this 3589-nucleotide messenger RNA. It is a transcript of the gene trappc14, whose product is annotated as trafficking protein particle complex subunit 14. Gene Ontology annotation, cellular component: TRAPPII protein complex. The record is from RefSeq and is a predicted model, not a curated record. Gene Ontology annotation, molecular function: alpha-tubulin binding. Gene Ontology annotation, biological process: cilium assembly. Lineage: Eukaryota; Metazoa; Chordata; Actinopteri; Gobiiformes; Gobiidae. The coding region runs from base 306 to 2036 and encodes 576 amino acids. The transcript is spliced from 13 exons.